Pantherophis guttatus is the source of this 1382-nucleotide messenger RNA. The record is from RefSeq and is a predicted model, not a curated record. Lineage: Eukaryota; Metazoa; Chordata; Lepidosauria; Squamata; Colubridae.
GUGCAUCAUGGACAUUUUCCCCAAAACUAAAAUAAAUAAAUAAAUUGAGCUAUUGCUGACAUCUAAAACUCAGAGAGUGCUUAAUUUAUUUGCUGAAAUGGUCAAUUUAUAACGCAGUGAAUCACUGUUAUUGGGUAAUUAGAUUCAUAGAUGUGCUUGGAAUCUUGUGGAUAAUUGAGACAUAUUCUGUAAAAGGAAGAUUAUACCAGUUUAAAACAUUUGGGGGUGGAUUUGUAUAUGUGUGUGUCUGUGUGCAAUACUACCUUAUCAACCCAAAAGUAAAUAAGGCUGAAGGAAAGAAACAAAAACAGCCAAGCUGAGACCCACAUUUAGAAGUAAAAUUAUCACAUAUAUCUAUAGCCUCCCCCAAGAGAUCAAAGGGAAAUGUACAGUUAAAUCAGAUAUUAAUCUCUUUCUCAUUUGUUUUCAGCUGUGAAAUGGCCAACCAGAACCAAACAGACAACCCAGAAAUAACCCUUUUGAGGAUCUCCAAUAGACCUGAAUAUCAGAGUCUUUUCUUCCUGCUUUUUCUGUCCAUUUAUUUGCUGACCCUUCUAGGGAAUUUCCUCAUUGUCUUGCUUAUCCGCUUAGACAACCAUCUCCUUCAGGCCCCGAUGUACUUCUUCCUGAGCCAUCUCUCCCUGGCUGACAUCAUUUUUGUUUCCACCACUGUUCCCAAAAUCCUGAUAAAUCUGAUGUCUCAGACUCAGACCAUCGCCUUCGAUGAGUGCUUGACCCAGAUGUAUUUCUUUCUCACCUCUGGUAACACAGAUAACUUCCUCCUUGCCUGCAUGGCUUAUGACCGCUACGUGGCCGUCUGUCACCCACUGCAUUACGUCACUGUGAUGAGCCACAAGUGCUGCCUAUUUUUGGUUUCUGGAUCCUGGAUCAUUUCCGGGCUCCACUCUUUACUCUAUACCCUUCUGAUAUCACGCCUUUCUUUCUGUACCUCUAUGGAGAUCCCUUAUCUUUUCUGUGAUGUCUAUCCCUUCCUGGAGUUCUCCUGUUCUAAUACAAGGCACAUAAAGUUCUUGGCACAGACGGAAGGGGUGGUGGAUUUGCUGGGGCCUUUAGCUGUCAUCAUUAUCUCCUAUGCACUAAUAUUCUCCACCAUCAUGAAAAUUCCCUCAGCAGCUGGGAAAUGCAAAGCGGUUUCCACCUGUGGCUCACAUCUGGCUGUGGUGAUCUUGUUCUACAGCACUAUUAGCUGCCUUUAUUUCCAGCCUCCCUCUGCGUACUCAGCCCAAAAAGGCACUUUUAUCUCUCUUUUGUAUGCAAUGGUGAUACCAAUGUUGAAUCCCUUCAUUUAUACGCUAAGGAACCAGGAGGUAAAGUCAGCAAUAGUGAGACUUCUUGGCAGGAUGAGAGCUUUCUUAAGAUAA